ACCUGAACAGAGCCAAGAUGGCGGCUGACAGUGACCCGGAGUCUGAGGUGUUUGAGAUCACAGAUUUCACCACCGCAUCCGAGUGGGAGAGAUUUAUAUCCAGAGUUGAGGAAGUGCUCAAUGACUGGAAGCUGAUUGGUUGUCGUGUUGGGAAUCCUCCACAGAAGGGGGAGUUCACAAGCGGUUCCUGGGAGGAAACGUCUCAAGAGAUCAACUUUGCAGAUUUUAAGUUUUCUAUCUCACAUCACUAUCUGAAACAAGAGACGGCAGAGAAUGAGAGCAGAGACGAAUCAGAGGAAGAUGCGGUUCCUCUGGCCAUGCAGGACCUGCUGUGCAUGAACAAUGACUUUCCUCCUCGAGCUCACUGUCUGGUCCGAUGGUAUGGCGUUCGAGAGUUUUUGGUGAUUUCUCCAGGAGCAAACUGUGAAGCCAUCAUCAGUGAAUCUAAAUGUAACCUGCUGCUGAGUUCAGUGUCCAUCGCUCUCGCCAACACCGGCUGUCAGGUGCCGCUGUUCGUUCAGAUCCAGCAGAAGUGGAGGAGGAUGUACUCUGGUGAGUGUCAGGGGUCGGGCAUUCGGACAGACUUUGAGAUGGUGCACCUGCGUAAAGUUCCCAGUCAGUACAAUCACCUGUCAGGACUGCUGGACGUCUUCAAGAACAAGAUUGGCUGCCCACUGACGCCGCUGCCGCCCAUCAACAUCUCCAUUCGCUUCACGUAUGUUCUGCAGGACUGGCAGCAGUGCUCAUGGCCUCAGCAGCCACCAGACUUUGAUGCUCUUCUCGCGGGUGAGGUGGGGGGUGUGGAGUUCGGCAAACUUCCUUUCGGAGCUUGUGAAGAUCCAAUCAGUGAGUUGCACCUUUCAACAACGUGGCCGAAUCUGACGGAGGGAAUCGUCGUGGAUAAUGAUGUUUAUUCUGAUCUGGAUCCUCUUCAAGCUCCCCACUGGUCUGUUCGAGUGCGGAAAGCCGACAAUCCUCAGUGUUUGCUGGGGGAGUUCCUCAUGGAGUUCUUCAAGCUCUGCUGUCGGAAGGAAACUACUGAAGAGAUUCUGGGCAGGAACUCGGUAGAGGAGGAGGGCAAAGACAACAGUGACAUCACUCAAGCCUUGUCUAAACUGACGGAGCCUGCGGCGGUCCCCAUCCCCAAACUCUCUGUGUCCAACAUGGUUCACAGCGCACGCAAACGAAUACGCCGACACAGACGGAUCGAGGAGUCGCCUCUGAACAAUGAUGUGCUGAACUCAGUUCUGCUGUAUCUGUUUCCAGAUGCUUCUGCAGAUAAGUCCGACUCUAGUGAUGUGAAAUCUACACAACAAAACACGGGAGGAAACACUGAACAGGAAAAACAAUCAGAAGAUUAUCAUCUGUAUAAUCAGCUGAAAUCGGCUCCCGCUGACAGUCUGACGUCUCGUCUGGCGUUGUGUAUCUGUAUGGUGAACUUCUAUCAUGGAGGUGUGCGCGCCGUCGCUCACCUGUGGCAGGAGUUUGUGUUGGAGAUGAGAUACCGCUGGGAAAACAACUGUCUCAUCUACGGGCUGGCCAGUGGAGCUCCUGAUCUCAGGUGUUGUCUUCUUCAUCAGAAGCUGCAGAUGCUGAACUGCUGCAUCGAGCGCAAGAGAGCGAGGGAUAAUGGGAGGAAGAGUGAGGGCGGCAAAGAGAGGAACAGACUGGCACCUGACACUGCCGGACCGUCGGCCGCUGAAGUGUCACACGGGAAGUCCUGGGACUCGUGGAGUGACAGCGAAGAGGAAUUCUUCGAGUGUCUGAGUGACACAGAGGAGAUGAAGGAGGUGGAGACUGAGAGCGACAAGAAAGCAGCCAAUAAGAGCAAAGCAGAGGGCCGAUUACAGCCACACGGGAAACUCACUCUACUGAACUCACAAGAACCGCUCUACAUACCUGUGACACAGGAGCCAGCGCCCAUGACUGAAGAUCUGCUGGAGGAGCAGUCUGAGGUUCUGGCUAAACUGGGCACAUCGGCUGAAGGUGCCCACCUGCGUGCCCGUAUGCAGAGUGCCUGUCUGCUGUCAGAUAUGGAGUCGUUCAAGGCAGCAAAUCCAGGCUGUUCAUUGGAGGAUUUCGUGCGUUGGUAUUCCCCGAGGGAUUACGUUGAGGAGGAGGUGACGGAUGAAUCGGGUCAGAUCGUUGUUCGGGGUGACCUGAGUGCCCGCAUGAAGAUCCCGGGUAACAUGUGGGUGGAAGCGUGGGAGACGGCGAAGGCCACGCCCGCUCGUCGUCAGAAGAGACUGUUUGACGACACCAAAGAAGCAGAGAAGGUGCUGCAUUAUCUUGCAGUUCAGAAACCUGCUGAUUUGACGAGACAUCUGCUGCCAUGUGUCCUGCACGCUGCUCUGAUCAAAGUCAAAGAGGAAGAGUCGACUGAAGACAUUCUAUCUGUCCGUAAAGCGCUGCAGCAGGUCACCGCUCACGCCAGUAAACUGCUGCGACAUCCAAACCCAGACUUCAAGAAACUAGAGGAUGUUAUUAAUCAGAUGACUGUGGUAGAGGCUGUUAUCGCCUGUGCCCGAUCACUGAGGGCAAAGUUUGGCAUUGCCAACGCAGAGAGAGGGGGUGAUUGUGAAGAUCUGGAGAGGUUUGUCAGUGGUCUGUUGGAGGAUCCAGAGGUGUGUGUGGCUGGUGCAGGUCGCAGUCCAGCAGGAAACAUCAUCCACAAACUGUUCAUCAGUUCACAACGGUUGGCUGACGGCAGUGAGGAGGCGGCGCUGCUGGCUCCGAUGGACGAGGAAACGGCACGUGUGGGCGGAACAGACGACAGGAAGCCCGUUCCAGAUUUUCCGCCCCCUGCAGGACGAGAGAUUCUCUUGCGGACUUGCGUGCCGCGUCCCGCACCGUAUUCCAAAGCUCUGCCGCAGCGCCUCUUCUGCGUGCUCUUGAGGGAAGACUUCCGGCUGGCGGGAGCGUUCUCAUCCGACACCACCUUCUUCUGAUGAGUAGCGGCGGGGCAUUUGGAGCAUGAUGGGGUGGUUAACGGGACACAAGUUUAGUGUAAUAACAAGUGAAGUUUUGGGGAAGAGUGCCGGUAUAAUCGGUGUUCUCGUCUGCAGCAGUAUUCUUACAGAGAUAAAACCAUUACGUUAUAAUUGAUGCAAAAGGCUGUUUUCAGAUCAGCCCUUGAGGGGAAGUGCACUAUUGAGGGUGCUCAUCUCCUCUGGAUAGAUGUUUAAAUGGCUUCUCUGUGUUGGGUUAUCACACAUGCUAAUAAUAUCAGUUCCCUACUGUGUGCUUGAUGAGGGUUGCUCAACUACUCUCACUGAAGUCACAAAGCUUUGCCCGAGGAACACACGCGUGUGCGUGUGUGUGAUUAAAAUAUGUAUGUAGGAGGACAUACACAAACACGUGUAUUUUAUUCAUUUACAUCUUAUUAGUACAAAUGUAUCAUAACUGUCAACAAUCUGUAAAUCCGUCUGUGACAUCAGUGUCGUUGUGUUCGUUUCUGUGCCAGAAGUUUAAUAACGUCAGUUUUUCAAUAGAUUCACAGUUUGUUCGCCAAGUGAUUCUCACGAAACCUUCAAGAAAAUGUCCUAGUAAUGUUAAACCCCAAAUCACUUAUAUAUAUAUAUAUAUAUAUAUAUAUAUAUAUAUAUA
Molecule: messenger RNA, 3606 nt
Organism: Xyrauchen texanus (razorback sucker)
Lineage: Eukaryota; Metazoa; Chordata; Actinopteri; Cypriniformes; Catostomidae
Gene: rab3gap1
Product: RAB3 GTPase activating protein subunit 1
Exons: 25
Coding region: 18-2948 (976 amino acids)
Biological process (GO): positive regulation of GTPase activity
Molecular function (GO): GTPase activator activity
Source: RefSeq, a predicted model, not a curated record